CCCCCGCAGACCAUCCUGGGCGAGACCCGCGAGGAGGAGGAGGAGGACGAGAUCCUGCCGCGCAAGGACUACGAGAGCUUGGAUUACGACCGCUGCAUCAAUGACCCGUACCUGGAGGUGCUGGAAAGCCUGGACAACAAGAGAAGCCGGAGGUAUGAAGCGGUCAAAUGGGUGGUGGUCUUUGCCAUCGGCGUCUGCACGGGCCUGGUGGGACUAUUUGUGGAUUUCUCGGUCCGACUCUUCUCCCAGCUCAAGUUCCGGGUGGUACAAAGCUCGGUGGAGGAGUGCAGUGAGAAGGGCUGCCUUGCCCUGUCCCUGCUUGAGCUGCUGGGUUUCAACCUGACCUUCGUCUUCCUGGCCAGCCUGCUUGUCUUGAUCCAGCCUGUGGCCGCUGGCUCUGGCAUCCCUGAAAUCAAAUGCUACCUGAAUGGGGUGAAGGUGCCUGGGGUAGUCCGUCUCCGGACGCUAGUGUGCAAAGCUCUGGGUGUGCUCUUCAGUGUGGCUGGAGGUCUCUUUGUGGGGAAGGAGGGUCCCAUGAUCCACAGUGGGGCUGUGGUGGGUGCUGGCUUGCCACAGUUCCAGAGUAUCUCUUUGAGGAAGAUCCAGUUUAAUUUCCCCUAUUUCCGCAGUGACAGGGACAAAAGGGACUUUGUGUCUGCUGGAGCUGCUGCAGGCGUGGCGGCUGCCUUUGGGGCCCCAAUUGGGGGCACACUCUUCAGCCUGGAGGAGGGAUCCUCCUUCUGGAACCAAGGGCUCACGUGGAAAGUGCUCUUUUGCUCCAUGGCUGCCACCUUCACCUUGAAUUUCUUCCGCUCCGGGAUUCAGUUUGGGAGUUGGGGGUCUUUCCAGCUCCCAGGGUUGCUCAACUUUGGCGAGUUCAAGUGCUCAGAAUCUGAUAAGAAAUGCCACCUCUGGACGGCUGUGGACUUGGGCUUCUUCAUCUUGAUGGGCAUCGUCGGGGGCCUUCUCGGAGCCACCUUCAACUGCUUGAACAAGAGGCUAGCCAAGUACCGCAUGCGCAACGUGCACCCCAAGCCAAAGUUGGUCAGGGUCCUGGAGAGCCUGCUGGUGUCACUCACCACCACCGUUGUGGUGUUUGUCGCCUCCAUGGUGCUCGGGGAGUGCCGACAGAUGUCCUCCACCAACCAUAGUGGCAAUGGCUCCCUGAGCCUGCAGGACUCCUCUGAGGACUUGAACGCAAGCAUCAAGACCUUCUUCUGCCCCAACGAGACCUACAACGACAUGGCGACACUGUUCUUCAACCCCCAGGAGUCGGCCAUCCUGCAGCUCUUCCACCAGGACGGUACUUUCAGCCCAGUCACACUCUCCUUGUUCUUCCUUCUCUAUUUCUUCCUCUCCUGCUGGACGUAUGGGGUCUCCGUGCCCAGCGGCCUGUUUGUUCCAUCACUGCUUUGCGGGGCUGCCUUCGGACGGCUGGUCGCCAACCUCCUGAAAAGCUACAUUGGCUUAGACCACAUCUACUCGGGGACCUUCGCGUUGAUCGGGGCGGCCGCCUUUCUUGGGGGUGUGGUCCGCAUGACGAUUAGCCUCACCGUUAUCCUGAUAGAGUCCACCAAUGAGAUCUCAUAUGGGCUUCCGAUAAUGAUUACACUGAUGGUGGCCAAAUGGACAGGGGAUUUCUUCAACAAGGGCAUCUAUGACAUCCACGUGACCCUGCGAGGGGUGCCGCUGCUGGAGUGGGAGACUGAGGUGGAAACAGACAAGCUGCGAGCCAGUGACAUCAUGGAGCCAAACCUGACCUACGUCUACCCCCACACCCGCAUCCAGUCCCUGGUCAGCAUUCUGCGCACGACUGUCCAUCAUGCCUUCCCAGUGGUGACUGAGAACCGGGGCAAUGAGAGGGAGUUCAUGAAAGGGAACCAGCUCAUCAGUAACAACAUUAAAUUCAAGAAAUCUAGUAUCCUCACCCGGGCAGGGGAGCAACGCAAGCGAAGCCAGUCCAUGAAGUCCUACCCAUCCAGUGAGCUGCGCAAUAUGUGUGACGAGCACAUCACCACGGAGGAGCCACCUGAGAAGGAGGACCUGCUGCAGCAAAUGCUGGAGAGAAGAUAUACCCCCUACCCCAACCUGUACCCGGACCAGUCCCCCAGUGAGGAGUGGACCAUGGAGGAGCGCUUCCGACCUCUCACCUUUCAUGGCCUCAUCUUGCGCUCACAGCUGGUCACACUGCUUGUCCGUGGAGUGUGUUACUCUGAGAGUCAGUCGAGUGCCAACCAGCCCCGCCUGUCCUAUGGAGAGAUGGCUGAGGACUAUCCCCGCUAUCCAGAUAUUCAUGACCUGGACCUCACGCUGCUCAACCCACGCAUGAUAGUGGAUGUCACCCCGUAUAUGAACCCAUCUCCUUUCACAGUCUCCCCAAACACUCAUGUCUCACAAGUCUUCAAUCUGUUCAGGACCAUGGGGCUCAGACACUUACCUGUUGUGAAUGCUGUGGGAGAGAUCGUGGGAAUCAUCACUCGACACAACCUGACGCACGAGUUUCUGCAGGCGCGGCUCAGGCAGCACUACCAGACCCUCUGACCCUGCCCCAACCCAGCCUGGUGCCACCCCCUCCAUCACACACCCACAUUCCACUUGGACCCCAGAUGGCCGACUUGCUGAGCGGCUCCUCGCGCACGGAGGCUGGGGACUGAAGACCACCUGGCUGGCCAGAGGAUCAAGGAAACACCUGCGCCUGAAGCUUUUGGCUGGCCUAGAGAGGCAUUUCAUUGACCACUCUGAGUCCCAAAACAUCGCUCCUUCCCUGCCCCUGCCAAGUCUGGCAUCAGGUGUUGCCCUGGCACUGCUCUGCCGACAGGGUAAAAACCAUGCUCCCCUACCUCCUUGUUCAUUCCGUCUCCCUCCUUGCUCCUGCAGCAGUUGCCUUACUCACAUGAGAAGGGGCCAUUGCCAUGGCUGAGAUCAGACACUGCAAUUUGCUAACAAAGAGCCCACACCUAGGUGAAUGGCUAUUCCCAGAAUGGGGCAUUCAACCCCUCACCUCUUUGGGGGAUUGCUCCCUCCCCCUGGGAGACCCCAGUUUUUCUCUGGUGUUAUGUCUGUUCGUGUCACUUCUUCAAGCUCCUUCCUUCCCUUCCAGUGCUGGGAUCCCUGCUGCCCCGCUGCUCUCAGCAGUCAGCUGCUGGUGCAAGUCAGGAAUCCACAGUAGCUUGUAGCCAUGCCUCUUCUGGAUGAGGAAUGCUUCACAGUGACAUGAGAAAGUGAUCCCAGCCCCUCACCCCCUUAGCUGUGGCCAAGGAUUCCCCUUGGAAGAGGGCUUUUAUAGGGUAUUCUUGUUUUCUCCUGUAACGCAGCGGAAUGCCUCAUAGGAGUGUUAUACAGGCAUCGUGGCCUGCUGUCUCGGUCCAGGCCUGGGGAUCCCAGGGUGUUUUCAUUGCUAGAGCUAUGGAGAGGGAGGAAGGGCUACUUCCUCACUCCCCAGAGGAAUGUGUUGCUCCUCCUGCUUAAAUUCACAGGCUUCUCCCAGCUGCUGCCCCCAUCCACUGGCUCAGUCCACAUCAUCCCUGCUGUGGGCAGCAGAGGUGUGAUGUUGACAGGGCAGCAGGGGCACUCAAGGCUUGUGAUUGCUGGGCUCGAGAGCAGCAGUGGUAGGGGCUGUCCACAGCUCCCAGUGCACCAGGAUCUUGGCGGCAGCAGAAUCGCCUGGAGGGCCAAGGCAGCACUUCGGAGCCAGUCGCAGCCAGUCUGGUGCCUCAACAGGUACCAUCCUGGCCAGCACCUGUAUUGUUCCAGCAGGCUCCUGCCCUUGUGGGUUUGCAUUCAGAUAACCCUCUGUGGGAAGCUGGCCUCGUUGCCUCCAGGGGCCCAGGCUCUGAUGGGCUUGAUAAAGCACAGAGCUUUUUUGUGUUGCUCCCUUGGAGAGGCUGGGCUGAGGAGCCUGGGGAAUGCUUCUGAGGAAGGCUUCCCUGCAGUCCUGUUAACCUGUUGGGUGCCAAGAGGACUUUGCUGGCAGUGUGGCUGCGGCAGGAAGUGUCUGGGUUUCUGGCUUGUUGGGAGCUAUCUGGAGGGCAGAAGUCACCAUUUCUGUGUCCUCUGUGCAGGGGUUGCUUGGAGUUGUGAUCUGGGGAGCAUCUGGCCUCUUCAGACUGAAUCUGGUGGGGCCUGUGGUGCUCUGGUUUGCUUGCAAUGAGGUGGCAGGAGUGCCCCACUCUGGACAGCUCUUGGGACAGCCUCUGCCUUGGGGUGUGGGAGGGGAUACUCCAGGUGACCAAGCUGGUUUCAGAGCAGAUCUAAUCUGUGUAGGGUGGCAGUGUGAAUAGACCCAAGCUGUAGGAUCUGGGUGCAGUUGAUCUUUGCAGGUAGAAGAGUUGUUGCAGGAGGAAGGCACAGUGCAGGCCAAGGCUGGGUUAUUGGCUCCUUGCUGCCAUUGGCAAGUCCCUGGAGGGUCUGCCGCAGCGUCUCCCGUGAGAGCUUGUCAACCUUCUCCAGACCUCUCCCUUUCUGUUCCCUCACUGGAGGCUGAUAGCAGAUCCCUCUGGCUGAGCCCUGCUUCAGUGCUCAGAACAGGCAAAGGCUGUGCCAUCCAGAGUAUGAUGAGAUAAGCCUGAUGCCAGUCAUGGCACCCUUGCCCUCAGCCUCCAGCUCCUCUGGUUGUCUGGACGCUGUUGGAACCAUGCCUUCUGGCUUGGGGAUGCCCUCUGGGGUGGGAGUUUAAACCCAUUUCCACCACCUUCCAACUGCCUUUCUGUGCCACCACUACUCUGAGCAGUCCUGCUCACUUGUAGGAGCCUUCUCUGCUUAGUUCAGGUGAGGUGUGAGCCCCACAGCGUGAAGCAAAGGGAUCUUAGUGCUAGCCCCUCUAUCUUGUGCCUUCACUCAGACUGCAUCGCUGGGUGGGAGUAGUAUUGCUGUGCUCCUCAGGGCCAUCUUCAUUCCCAAAGGCAGCUGUCUUAGCUGCCUAUGCCAUGUUAGUCUAAAUAGCUACCCAGGGAACAGAUUUGAGCAUGUGCUCCUGCCUUGUGGGAGGAUUUCUGUGACCCCCCCCCC
Alligator sinensis (Chinese alligator) is the source of this 5007-nucleotide messenger RNA. RefSeq names its product chloride voltage-gated channel 6 (gene CLCN6). Gene Ontology annotation, cellular component: lysosomal membrane; intracellular membrane-bounded organelle. The transcript has 22 exons. Gene Ontology annotation, biological process: transmembrane transport; chloride transport. Lineage: Eukaryota; Metazoa; Chordata; Crocodylia; Alligatoridae. The record is from RefSeq and is a predicted model, not a curated record. The annotation marks the transcript as partial. Gene Ontology annotation, molecular function: voltage-gated chloride channel activity.